AUGAAUUGUUUUUAUUCGCUCGAAUACGAUGAGAAGUUGAAAGUUGCUAGGCCAGUGCGGUUUCUGCGAACGGGCACUUCAACGUCUGCGAAAUUGGGUAGACACUUGCUGGAAGAGGAAUUGUUGUUAUGGGCACUUUGUGUUUAUACUGAAGUCCCAGGCAUGUUGAUUUUAUUUGACGCGGCCAUGUUGGGCAUAGAAGUAGGUAAAGGUGGCAUUCCUCCAGUUGUGGAAGAAGCUGUAGUAAUGGAAGAAGAAGAUGUAGUAACUUGUCCUCCACCAGGUGCAGGUGCGGUGCUACCCACAGACCCAGAGCCACUAGCACCAAUUCCAGAUCCAGAUCCUCGCUUAGAGAGAUGAAGAAAAGGACUAGGUCAGUAACAUCUUCAUCAGUAAGUAAGUACAAUCAAGAAGGAAAGAGACACCCUACUGUUGAUACUGAAAUGUUAGCUACAUCCCAUUAGCCACAUCCCAUACUAGUCGUGAGAUGAAAUACUCUACUACAACGUUCUAAUACUGCAAAGAGGACAGGGCCAGGAUAGUUGUCCUUGUCACGAGGUGACUUGUCAAGACGUGACUUGUCCAGACGUGACUUGUCAAGACGUGACUUGUGGUCAAAGUCCAGUCAAUCAACACGAACUACAACAUGGAGGAAGAUGCGAUAGAGUUAAGAACGUUUGUUCUGUUGGAAGACAUUUGAUGACUUUGAAGACGUAUCGUCUAUUUGGGAUUCGACUUUUGAAGACAUCGCGUCUCUGCAGGGGUCCCUCGUCAAGUAGCGUCUAAUGGAAGUCGGCAGCACGUAACGGAAAUCACGUUGGACCAAGAAGAUACAUGUUUUGUUAUGGACAAUUUUGUUGUAGCACAUCUUCAUGAACCUAAAAAGUAGAUGUAGACGCUUCCACGCUACUAAAAAGUAGACGGUUUGUUAUUAAAAAAAAAUUAUCAUUCCGCUAAUUCCCGUGAUCCUCGUAGUUUUUUUGGUCUCCUGACCCCCUUUCUGCGGUUAUCUAGUGCCUGUUUUCGCGUCGAGAAUCCGUCAUCAAGUAAGCUUUUUCUUGCCGCACGAGCACGAGGACCUGAGAACUAUUCUUCACCCUCCCUUUGCAAGAGAAACGUGAUACAUGAGGGUGUGAAGCACCUGCUUUUAUGCACAGUGCAGUAUGAAACGGAUGAAUCCGAAGUCAUGUUUGCGAUCGAUAUUUUUGUGCACGUGACGUCGAGUAGUCCUCCGUGCUCGCGAUCGGAAACAAGUACAACUUGCAAUAACUACAAGAAGCUCAUCUACUUCGCGGGCAGUCCAACAGGUAGACACUCUGUGCCUAGUGACGAGAUUGUGACGACGAGUGCCGGUUCUACCUUCAUAGAAGGCUGCUCGAGCCCAUCAGGGACAGGGAAUAAAGAUGGAACCGACCAAACUCUGUUAUUAAGGCCUGCGUCCUAAUGCAUCCAGCUUCCGAGGAGCCAUCCUAGGAAAGAGGGUUUGUUUUCAAGAGGGUUUUCAUGUAGGUUAGACGUCAGUUUAGAUGAUUUUUCACGUACUAUUCGAACAAAGAUGUCUCUCAGGAUGCGUCUACUUCAAUCAGGGUAACAUUACUUAUCUAAUGGUAGUACAACUAGAUUCAUCUUCCGACAAGUACGCAGACUCUGACUCAGACACCUCGUUAUCUGCCCAACACGAGACAACGGACGAAUCAAUGGGCAGUUCGGAUGUUUCCUCCUAUCAUGAUGAGGAUUCAGGUCAUAGUCCUCACCAGGAAUCAACAUCAACUUUACUGAAUGACCAUAAGUUCACGACCGGAGAUUACGUUCAGGCACAAAGGCUGAACUCGGACUCCACAUUGUCACCCGCUAGCGACUCCUCGGGUGUAGAGUCCUGGGGUGUAGAGUCACCUGUCGCCUUCGACCAUCGACAGAAAGAUUCCAUUAAGAUUUGAAUGACUCUGUGAAUAUAAACACGUCAUAAGAUGGAUGAAGAUGAGGAAUUGCAUGAGGGAUAGCCAUUACAAGAUCAGACAGUACUAGCGGCUCUCUUGUACUGUAACUGUAAGAAAUAAAUGAAAAGCGCAGUAGUUCGUAGUCGAGGUAAAAAGAACAUGAAAAGGUACUAUCUUUUUGACUUUGACCUACUAAUUACGGAUCAUUUAUUCAUUUUCUUGAAUUCACCAGCUCUAAUCCUGGGCCACAAGGCAAAAGCAUUUUCUCUUCAGCAAGACCUUCAGCAAGAACUUCCACUUCAUCACUAGAAGGUGCAUCCGCUUCCACACCCUCCACACCGUUUGAUGUGCGCGUAACUUUUUAUCGCACGUACGGUACUAGUACUUAAGGACGGUCCUCACGGUUCUUUCCACAUAUUUUUUACAUCGACAUUCGUUGUGCAGAAUCCAUAACCUAACCUAACCUAACCUAACCGUGCCGUUAUAGGGGCGCCUUCAUGUUCUGAGAAAAAAUGUAAUGCUCCUGCAACCUUUAAAGUAGAACUAUGCCUCGUGCUGACGAACUGUUUCGAUUUGCGUUGGAGUACGUGCCCAUCGAUAUCAUCGCCAUCCUGAACAGUGGUUAUUUACGAGAUUUGGAAUUGGUGUCGAAGCAUGUCGUGAAUUUUCAGACACUAUAUGGAUACUAUUGGUACUAUUUUUUCCUCCAAGACUGACACAGACUGGACGGACGAUUCAGGCAUUCUCCUCGAGGGGACUCGAGGAACUGCAAGGAUGGUCUGUCAGUCUCUCGAGGUGGUGAGAAAAGAACACUUCUGAGGCUUUGAUAGAGCACUGAGUCUAGCGACACUGCAGACGACUUCUGCGAGAGGAGCUUUUAAAGGGUUUAGGGUUCACCACCACAACAGCAAUGACCUAAGCUUCGAGGAUUACGUGAAGGCGAUGCCGACAACCUUUGCACGCAAGAACGCUCUAUUGCAGCUGAGUCAUUUCUUAGCAGCUCGACAAGAACCGGUAGACGCAGCCGGAGACCAAGUUCAAGACCGAGGGGGCCCUUCGACUCAUGUAGUUAAGGCCGCUUCCCUGAAGCUGAAAUUGAUUGAUAUUUUCACUCGUUUCAUUCUUUUUUGAAUCAGUCUAUUUUAGGAUGGACUAUCUCCUAAUAUGAUGGACCAGAUAUUAAUAGAUACGGACGGAGGAAGAGGUCUUGUACCACACAUGGACGAUUUUAGAGGUUUCGGGUAUCUUUAGAUUCCUAUACGCAAUCUAUGGGUAUGUAUAAUUAUAUGCUCUAACUUCGGGGGACAACUCUUAUUUGAUCUCGACAUUUCUGCGACGCGGUUCGUAUGGGACGAACAAGAUGACAGAGGGGGUACCUUACGGGUUCCCACAUUACCUCCUUCACUAGCAUCCCUGACUGUUUAUGUUAUUCGUAGCGUAUCAUAUCGUACUUGGAAGUGGAACCAGAACUGCAACACCGAGCGAAGGAAGGAAGUCAGUGAUGUUCGGAGGGAUGUAAUUCCUUAUAACCUCUAAAUACAGGAGCUGGAGGCCACUGUGGAGGGAUUUCCAGUUUGCAGAAAAGUGAUUUUGUCGUAUGGGAGGAUGAAGAAGAAUCAUCAAGUGAAGAAGAAUCAAGCGAAGUUGAUAUCGACAUGUGUUCUCAUUCAGUCGCACCUCCUUAUAUGGCUAGAAAACCUGGAUGAUGUCUGAUGUGUCUGAUGUGUCGUGGAAAGCAUGUGUCGUGGCGCCCCUUGAUUUUAAGGGAAAGCACGGCCGAUCAGGACGCGACAGAUCCAGGAAAUUUAAGCAUUCACUUCUACUUCUACUCCAGGAAAUUUAAUCAUUACUGGCCAGCACUUCUACUCCUACAGAAGUCCUUCUACUAGAACCAGUAGCAAAACAUCUGUAGAUGAAAGAACAGUAGAGGAAAAAAGGAACAACGGAGACCCAAGAACUCGGACGAAGAACUGGGACUCUUCCAGUAGAAGUAGAUCUAGAAGAAGGAGCGCAAGUCGAAGUAGCAAGAUCUGGACGUGGGAUACCUUUGAUGCGUAUGAAGAAGGGGAAAUCGUCGUAGAUAUUUACUACAAAGCGUAUAGGGUGCUGCCUGCUUCGUAG
Messenger RNA from Amoebophrya sp. A25, 4058 nucleotides. Lineage: Eukaryota; Dinophyceae; Syndiniales; Amoebophryaceae. The record is from the annotation of a GenBank genome assembly.